GUCCACAAUAAACAGAGAAGUCUUUGAAAAUAGCAAGACCGAAAGACAGGUGAAAAAAAACCAUGAGCGAGUCUCCCGUUUUAUUGAGCAAACGCGAGGUCGAGCGCGUGCUCGGUUAUGAUGAUCUGAUUCCCAGACUGGAGUCUGUCAUGGGAAAGUUUUCUAAACGGAGCAGUUCAGAAAUAAUCCAGCCUGUGAGAUCUGUGGUCCCUAUACAGCAACACAACGGGUUUUUGGGCGUUAUGCCUGCAUAUUUGGCCGCUGAGGGUAUUUUAUGCACUAAGAUGGUGACCUUCUACCAGCGUCCAGAGGGGUCCGGUUUACCGUCAACUCAAGCAACUGUGUUACUGUUUCAUCCCGAGCAUGGAAAUGUGACUGCGAUCAUGGAUGGGGAGGCCAUCACAGCCAAACGAACCGCAGCCGUAUCAGCCAUAUCAGCUAAACUUUUCAAGCCAGCUCUUUCAGAAGUGCUGUGCAUCCUCGGUUCAGGGCAGCAGGCUAGAAGCCACUAUGACGUUUUCACAAAACUCUUCGAGUUCAAAGAGGUCCGCGUGUGGAGCAGAAGGAAAGAAAUGGCUCAACGGUUCGUUAAUGAUCUCCAAGGUCCUGUAACAGUCUGUUCUUCGGUGAAGGAGGCCGUGAUGGGGGCUGAUGUAAUAGUUACCGCCACAGGUGCAAGUGAGCCGAUUCUCUUCGGGGAGUGGGUCAAACCAGGUGCACACAUAGCAGCGGUUGGCGCUUGUCGGCCAGACUGGAGGGAACUGGAUGACAUAUUGAUGAGAGAGGCUGUAGUGUACGUGGACAGCAGAGAGGGGGCGACGGCAGAGUCAGGAGACAUCAUUCUGUCUGGAGCUGAAGUAUUCGGAGAGCUCGGAGAAGUUAUAAAUGGAUCCGUUCCUGCUCUGCGUGAGAAGACUACGGUAUUCAAGUCACUGGGAAUGGGGAUACAAGACGCUGUCUCAGCCAAACUUGUACUGGAGAAGUGGAACAGCGAACACUGAAGAACCAUCCAGCUCAGCUUCCUCCGCUGAUUUCACAAUCGUCUUGUCUGCCACGGUGGUAUCUUUAUCCUGAUCACUCUUUAUACAGUAUAAUCACUAAAGUACUUUUAGUAUAAAAAAAAUAAAUAAAAAGCAACAGUACUUUUUUCACGUAUUGUAGCAUCAUUAAUAGAUUGCUACAGAGAUUAUAAUGUAUUUUUGUUGGCUAACACCUAGAAAUGUGUUAGCAGUUUAACUCUUUGGUUCUGUUGCCCCAAAGCUGACAGGUUUAUUUUAACUGGAUUUUUGUUAAAUGCCUAAAAUAAAGUGUGCAGUUAAUAUUAAGUUAAUGUUUUAUUCUACAACAAAAAAAAAUACAUUAGUACAAUACAUACCCUUUUGUAAUUGCCUUGAAAAAAAGGGUUUGCUAAUAACUAAUUUUCAGCAAUAAUCCAAAAGGCAAUAGAAAAACCCUUCCGGAUUAUGGUUGGUCUACCAAAACACAUCACUGCAGCACUUUAUGCUGUACUACAAAACAUUUUGGGACACCCCCUUAUUUAGAAAAGAAAAGGGCACUUCAAAACUGUGGCAACAAAGAUGGAAGCAUAAUUUAUACAUUUAAAAAGUUUUUAUCAACAUCUAUAUUGCAACGGCUUACAAGUUGGUGUUUAUUGAUCGCUUUCUGGUUCAAGGUCUGAUUUAAAGGCAUACCAGAGGUGUUUAUGACUUUACGGAGAAUAGCCAAGUUCUUCCAUGCGCACCGAAUCAAUCAUGUCUUUUUUUAACCUUGCCUUAUGCACAGAGGCAUUGCCGUGAUAGAAUAGAAAAGGGUCUUGUCCAAACUGUUGCUAUAAAAUUAGCAGCACACAAUUUCCUAGAAUACCACUGAAUGCUUAAACAUUAAGAUAUGCGCUCAUGGAAAUAUGUCAAGUAGGGUGCCAAUACUUUUGUUCAUAAAGUGUACGUGGAAAACAAAGGACAAAGAAAAAUGUGUUUAUAUUUGGUUUCUAUUUUCAGACAUAAAGGUUAAUGCACUGUAGCUUUAGUGGAGACAAAAGCAUGAAUAAAGCGUUUUAAAAAGUUACAGAUCUGUCAAAAUUAAACAUUCCAUGUGGCAAAUUCCAA
Messenger RNA from Puntigrus tetrazona (Sumatra barb), 2105 nucleotides. It is a transcript of the gene crym, whose product is annotated as crystallin, mu. Bases 63 to 1001 code for a protein of 312 amino acids. Gene Ontology annotation, cellular component: cytoplasm. Gene Ontology annotation, molecular function: thyroid hormone binding. The transcript is spliced from 8 exons. The record is from RefSeq and is a predicted model, not a curated record. Lineage: Eukaryota; Metazoa; Chordata; Actinopteri; Cypriniformes; Cyprinidae. Gene Ontology annotation, biological process: thyroid hormone metabolic process.